Myzus persicae (green peach aphid) is the source of this 838-nucleotide messenger RNA. RefSeq names its product sulfiredoxin-1 (gene Srx). The transcript has 3 exons. The record is from RefSeq and is a predicted model, not a curated record. The coding region runs from base 259 to 648 and encodes 129 amino acids. Gene Ontology annotation, cellular component: cytoplasm. Gene Ontology annotation, biological process: cellular response to oxidative stress. Gene Ontology annotation, molecular function: sulfiredoxin activity. Lineage: Eukaryota; Metazoa; Arthropoda; Insecta; Hemiptera; Aphididae.
UUCUUAUUUUUUUAGUUGUUAUUAAUUAUUUGAGGUGUCUCAUUCUGUGCUCGAACUAGAUGUAAAACCAAACCCAAUGGAGAGGGAAUUAUUAGAAAAAAAUAUGCGAUAGGCAUUGAUAACUGGAACUAGGAAGUGGCAAUAAUUUGACGUGAUUCAUGAAAGCCGAGUGCUGUGUAAAUUAGUUACAUAAUAGCAAAGCUACUCUUUUCUUUUUUAUUAUAGUGUAGUAUUUUUGUUAAUAGCAACCUAUGUGUUAUGAAUCAAUUUAAAAGAUUUGUUGCAUCCAGAUCAAAUUUAGUUAUGAACAAAAGGUAUACAAGUGUCCACUCAGCUGGUAUUGAACAAAUACACGAAAUGCCUCUUAAUGAAAUCAUUAGACCAAUUCCACCACAAGUGGAUGAAGGAAAGGUUAAGAGUUUAAUGGAUACUUUGUCAGAUCCGGAUCGUACAGAUUCAGUACCACCAAUAGACGUACUAUGGAUAGUAGGAAGAGAGGGUGGUAAUUACUUUUAUUCAUUUGGUGGAUGUCAUCGGUAUGCAGCUCACAAACGUUUGAAAAGGGAGACAGUAAAAGUCAAAUUGGUAUCUUCAAAUAUUCAAGAUUUACACAACUAUUUGGGAGCAUCCACACCCGAUCUUAAAUAAUAAUCAUAUCUCAUUACUAAAUUAAUUUCAUAAUUUCAUAUUGUAACUAAUUUUUAAUAGAUUUUGAGGGUUUUCAGGAUUUUAAAAAAGUUAAUCAAAUAAUUGAAGGUUAUUAUAAUUAUGAAAAAAAAAAAAUAACAUUUCAAGAAUAAUAGUAUUAUUGUUUUAUUGAAUAAUAACAUUUGUUGAG